Messenger RNA from Penicillium brasilianum, 3648 nucleotides. Lineage: Eukaryota; Fungi; Ascomycota; Eurotiomycetes; Eurotiales; Aspergillaceae. The record is from the annotation of a GenBank genome assembly.
CUCGUACCAGCCCUUACCAGCACUGAACACUAAGCCUCCCUCUUCUUCUCCUCCUUCGAUCUUCAUUAAACAUCACCACUGCACACGCACUUCUCCCUCCUCCCCCCCCCUCUCCCGCGAGAUUUCACAUCCACCGCCUUGGUCUCCUCCUAGGGCAAUAUCACAACUUUGCGACUCUAUCGCCACGACUCCGCCGCUCGUGGAUGUGCGCUUCGGUCUCUCGGCCUGGGCUUCAUUGAUCGGCCUUUCGCACCGAACGGUGUGCUCGUGAAGCAACUAGGGCCACCACCAUGGCAUCCAAUCUGCCAACCCAGCCAAAUCUUCGAGUCACGAUUAUCGCUGCAGACGGUCUUUACAAGCGCGAUGUCUUCCGUUUCCCCGAUCCCUUCGCGGUGGCUACCGUUGGCGGCGAGCAAACUCAUACGACUUCUGUGAUUAAGAAGACCUUAAACCCAUACUGGAAUGAGCCCUUUGACCUGCGAGUCAACGAAGACAGUAUCCUUGCGAUUCAGAUCUUUGAUCAAAAGAAGUUCAAGAAGAAGGAUCAAGGUUUCUUGGGUGUGAUCAAUGUGCGCAUCGGCGAUGUCAUCGAUCUUCAGAUGGGUGGUGAUGAAAUGCUUACUCGGGACCUCAAAAAAUCAAACGACAACCUUGUCGUCCACGGGAAACUAAUCAUCAACUUGUCGACUAACCUCACUGCCACGACCCAAAACCAGGGCAACGGAGUUCAACGUCAGCAGGCACAGUCGUCCACCUCCAGCGGUCUCGUGCCCCAGGUCGCGGCUUCGACUUCCACACCACAAGCCGGUCCCAGCCAUCUCGAUACACCUCCAGCUGCGUCCAGCUCAUCGCUCAACAACCGGCCCUCCGCCACUGGACCCCCGCCCGGUGCUCCAAAUGGAUCCGCCCCGCCUGGCGCCAAUGCUCCUUCGCGCGCCAAUUUAAGUUCAUUCGAGGACAGUCAAGGUCGACUACCUGCCGGAUGGGAACGCCGAGAAGAUAACUUAGGACGGACGUAUUACGUGGACCAUAAUACGCGCACCACGACCUGGUCGCGGCCAUCUGCCAACUACAACGAACACACCCAGCGCAGCCAGCGUGAGGCGAACAUGCAACUGGAGCGUCGCGCUCACCAAAGCCGAAUGCUCCCCGAAGAUCGCACCGGCGCCAACUCCCCCAACUUGCCCGACGGCCAACAGCCUGCUACACCACCACCUGGUUCCGCAGCUCCCUCCCCCGCUGCAUCUGGUGCUGGUGCCGCUGGCGCAGCAGGCUCUCAUGCCAACGCGGUCUCCAUGAUGGCCACGGGAGCAACCACUGCAGGCACUGGAGAGCUUCCGCCAGGAUGGGAGCAAAGACAAACCCCGGAAGGACGAGCGUACUUUGUUGAUCAUAAUACGCGAACUACGACCUGGGUUGAUCCUCGCCGACAGCAGUACAUCCGCAUGUACGGACAAAACCAGAACCAAGGCGGAAACAACACUACUAUUCAGCAACAGCCCGUGUCUCAACUCGGGCCUCUGCCCAGCGGCUGGGAAAUGCGUCUCACCAAUACUGCUCGUGUCUACUUUGUGGAUCACAAUACCAAGACUACUACUUGGGACGAUCCUCGACUGCCUUCAUCACUGGAUCAGGGUGUUCCGCAGUACAAGCGUGACUUCCGUCGCAAGUUGAUCUACUUCCGCUCGCAACCUGCCCUACGGAUUAUGUCUGGACAGUGCCACGUUAAGGUCCGCCGUAAUAAUAUCUUUGAGGAUUCGUACGCCGAGAUUAUGCGUCAGAGCGCCUCCGACCUCAAGAAGCGCUUGAUGAUCAAGUUUGACGGCGAAGAUGGUCUCGACUAUGGCGGUCUUUCUCGUGAAUUCUUCUUCCUUCUUUCCCACGAAAUGUUCAAUCCCUUCUACUGUCUCUUCGAAUACUCCGCUCACGACAACUAUACCCUCCAAAUUAAUCCCCACUCUGGCGUGAACCCUGAGCAUCUGAACUACUUCAAGUUCAUCGGCCGAGUAGUCGGCUUGGCAAUUUUCCAUCGCCGUUUCCUGGACUCGUUCUUCAUCGGUGCCUUCUACAAGAUGAUGUUGCGAAAGAAGGUGACGCUACAAGACAUGGAGGGUGUCGAUGAGGAUUUGCAUCGCAACUUGGCGUGGACCUUGGAUAAUGACAUUGAGGGAAUUGUUGAACUCACUUUCUCCGUGGAUGAUGAGAAGUUUGGCGAGCGUCGCACUAUUGACUUGAUACCCGGUGGUCGGGACAUUCCCGUCACCAACGAGAACAAGCCGCAGUAUAUUGAACUCGUGACGGAAUGGAAGAUCAUGAAGCGAGUCGAGGAGCAGUUCAACGCAUUCAUGUCCGGAUUCAACGAGUUGAUCCCGGCAGACCUUGUCAACGUUUUCGACGAGCGUGAGCUGGAGUUGCUCAUCGGUGGUAUUGCCGAUAUCGAUGUCGAUGACUGGAAGAAGCACACCGAUUACCGCGGUUACCAGGAGCAGGAUGAGGUUAUCCAGAACUUCUGGAAGAUCGUUCGCAGCUGGGAUGCCGAGCAGAAGUCGCGUCUGCUCCAGUUCACCACCGGUACCUCGCGUAUCCCAGUCAAUGGUUUCAAGGAUCUGCAGGGUUCGGAUGGACCGAGACGGUUCACCAUCGAGAAGUCGGGUGACCCUGCGGCGCUGCCCAAGUCUCACACUUGCUUCAACCGUCUGGAUCUGCCUCCGUACAAGACCCACGAGGCCCUGGAGCACAAGAUGUCCAUCGCGGUGGAGGAGACGCUCGGAUUUGGACAGGAAUAGAGAGAUACCCCCCCAACCCCUCCCCUGCUUUACUUCUGCGCCGUUGUACAAUGCAAUGCAGGUAAAUUCUUUUCCGGGCUUCUUUCUCAUCUUUCAACACUUGCAUCCCCCUUCUAGCUCUAGUAACUCUCUUCGUUUCUAUACCCCUACUCCCAUAUUCAACUAUCGCUCUCCACACUUGUUCUCGUCCUUGUCCAUGUCUCCUCGUCCUUAUCUACUAUCCUCGAUCGACUUGCCCUCUCUUUCUCAUUCUCACAUCUCCAUCAUGCGUCUCAAUUCCGAACUCCUCGACCCCCCUCUCGUUACUCACAUCCACCCCUACGGAUCACCGCCAUCCCUUCCAAUCGUUGCUCCUCUAUUCCCCCGUCACCUAUCUUCUUCUACCCUUAAAUAAGGGCUGUGUGUAGUGAGACGGUCUAUGAUGCAUCCUCGUCAUUACUUCGGUCUGCCUGCCUUUACCUUUGUGUUGCUUGUUGCGUGCUAGGUGGCGCUGUGUGUUUUCCAGUUUAGUUCUCUAGUUGUCAAGUGCGCUUUUUUCUUCUCCUCUUGCGUUUUUCCUUUCUUCUUUCCUCGCACCAAGUUGUUUAUGUAAAUAGGGUUUGAAGGAGAUGGAUUGGGUGUUAAUUUUUUUUUCCUUCUCUGUAUCAUCGUCGAGUGAGAUGUGCACGUUUUGUUGAAUUUAUGACCGUGGAUAGCGGGGUUUUUUGUCUCUCCUGAUAUCUGCUUUCCAAGGUUCGAGUAACAUGUUCUCUCUACAGUCUGUCUUUUGGUGGUAAUGUAGCUUCUAGACUGCGUCGGUAGGUAGAUAUUUCAUGCAUGUAAGUAUCGGUAUCUUGUCCAGCAGACAUUACCUAUCACAUGG